AUGGCUUUUAAGGGCACUAGAAAGAUGCCCUUGGAACCAAAGGAGGAGAUUCACCACAUUAGGAUCACCCUGACCAGCCUCAACAUGAAGUCUCUGGAGGAGGUGUGCGCUGAAUUGAUCAGAGGCGCAAAGGAAAAGAACCUCACGGUGAAGGGACAAGUUCAGCUGCCUCCCAAGACUCUAAGAAUCACUACAAGGAAAACUCCUUGUGGUGACAGUUCGAAGAAUUCAGAUCAUCUCCAGAUGAAAAUCCUCAAGCAACUCAUAGACUUGCACAGUCCUUCUGAGAUUGUUAAGCAGAUAACUUCCAUCAGUAUUGAGCCAAGAGUAGAGGUUGAAGUCACAAUUGCAGAUUGUCAACUAUUUUUAAUAAACUGA
Messenger RNA from Choloepus didactylus (southern two-toed sloth), 378 nucleotides. RefSeq names its product 40S ribosomal protein S20-like. The transcript has a single exon. The coding region runs from base 1 to 378 and encodes 125 amino acids. Lineage: Eukaryota; Metazoa; Chordata; Mammalia; Pilosa; Megalonychidae. The record is from RefSeq and is a predicted model, not a curated record. Gene Ontology annotation, cellular component: cytosolic small ribosomal subunit; ribosome. Gene Ontology annotation, molecular function: structural constituent of ribosome. Gene Ontology annotation, biological process: translation.